This is a messenger RNA of Acomys russatus (golden spiny mouse), 999 nucleotides long. RefSeq names its product olfactory receptor 1468-like. The transcript has a single exon. Bases 1 to 999 code for a protein of 332 amino acids. Gene Ontology annotation, molecular function: olfactory receptor activity; G protein-coupled receptor activity. Lineage: Eukaryota; Metazoa; Chordata; Mammalia; Rodentia; Muridae. The record is from RefSeq and is a predicted model, not a curated record. Gene Ontology annotation, cellular component: membrane. Gene Ontology annotation, biological process: G protein-coupled receptor signaling pathway.
AUGUUGCCAUUUAAGAGUGAAGACGAAUUUCCCCUUUUUAGAUACAGCAGAGCCAUGCAUCAAGGAAACGGAACUACUUUCUCUGGCUUCAUCCUCCUGGGACUCAUGGUGGGAUCUGAGCAGCAGAUGCUCAUCUUCGCACUGUUUCUCUGCAUGUAUCUGGUCACUAUGGUAGGAAACUCGCUUAUCAUCCUGGCUAUCAUCAGUGAUACUCACCUCCACAGCCCCAUGUACUUCUUCCUUGCCAAUCUUUCCUUCACUGACAUCUGCUUUACAACCACCACAGUCCCGAAAAUGUUGGCUGACAUUCAAAGCCAGAAUCCAAGCAUCUCCUUUGUAGGAUGCCUUACACAAAUGUAUUUUUUCAUGCUCCUGGUGGACCUAGACAAUUUCCUUUUGGCAGCCAUGGCGUAUGACCGAUAUAUUGCCAUCUGUCAUCCAUUACACUAUGCUGCACUGUUGAAUCCGAAGCGCUGUGCCUUGUUGGUUGUCAUUCCCUGGGUUAUCUCAAAUCUCAUCUCAGCACUGCAUCUCAGCCUGCUGAGCCACUUGUCUUUCUGUGAUCCGAGAGUAGUCCCACACUUCUUCUGUGAUCUGGAACCCAUUUUAAGGCUUGCUUGCUCAGAUACUCGAAUCAACAACUUACUCAUCCUCAUUGUUGGGGGAGCAGUUGUCUUCAUCCUCUUUACUUUCAUUCUUGUCUCCUAUGUCCUUAUUGGUACUGCUGUGCUUGGUGUUCCAUCCAUAAAAGGAAAAUGGAAGACAUUUUCUACAUGUGGGUCCCACCUCUCAGCAGUGACCCUCUUCUACGGGUCUCUUGCUGGUGUCUACUUUCUCCCGGCUUCCAGCUACUCAGCAGAAAGGGAUAAGGUGGCUGCCAUCAUGUAUACAGUAAUUACACCCAUGAUGAACCCCUUCAUCUACAGUCUAAGGAACAAAUACAUGAAAAGGGCACUAAGGAGGCUCCUUAGCAAAAAAGCUUUUUUGUGGAGUUGGUGA